CACGAACACUAUCUCGAGGCACGUUGAUGCGUGCGAUAUUUCCUGCUGCUUAUUUGAAUUUUUUUCGCAGCCCCAUUACCCCGUAAUUAAUAACUGUUUAUCCAUGACUAAUGUAAUAGUUUAAGUUUUUAAUAAAUGGUUUUUACAUAAGAAACACAAGUGACCAGACCAAUCCCAUCUUUACACGGAACUAAAUUACUUCGCAGUUAGGAUGUUUAUUUGGUUUAGUGAUGAGAUCUGAAGUUAAAAGUCAACAAUUAUGGCACUGUAAAUAAUCACUCCAACUUGGCUAGUACAAACAAUCACAUUAAAAUGAAAGAUGGACACAUUUCCAAAUCCAAAGACAGUCAUAGUAGUUCCAAGCAUUCCUCUAGCUCUGAGAAACACAGAGAUGGACAUUCGGAUAAACCCAAGAAGUCAUCUAGUUCCGAUAAGCACCGUGACAGUCACUCAGACAAGCACAAAGACAAGCACUCCGAGAAACAUAAAGAUUCUUCGAAACACAGUUCAUCCUCAUCAUCAUCAACAUCAUUAGAUAAGCAUGGGUCAUCGUCAUCUAGUAAAAGUAGCUCGCACAACUCAGAGAAACACAAAGACCGCCACAAAGAGAAGAGCUCCUCCAAUGACAAACUGAAGGAGAAGAGCAAACACAAACCGAGCGACUCUUCAACAGUGAAGUCAGAGAAGUCCAGUGAAGAACGCAAGAAGGAGCGAAGUGAGCACCGGGAGGAGAAAAUAGCCAAAGCAAAUGUGGUCAAGACGGAACAUACAUCUAUAAAGACCGAUUCUAAACAUAUGAACAAUAUGUCUUCAUCCAAACACAACUCUGUUACCAGUCCUCUGUCAAAGAUCUCCCCCAGCAAGAUUAAGAGAGAACCAAUGAGUGAUGAUGAUAUUCCACUGAUUAAAAGAAAACCUGAUGAUGUUGCUAUUAAGAAGAUGAAAGUAGAGAGUGAUGAUGAACCUUUACAGGAGAAAUACAAGGCAAAAAUACAAGCUGAGAAAUUGAAGGCUAAAGAGAGGAGAGAAGACAUUGAAAAUAGAAAGAGAAAAGCAGAGGAAGCCAUUGAGCCAAUAAAAAAAAAAAAAAUAAAGAAGGAGAUAAAGAAUGAAGUUGAGUCUCCAACCAAAGGAAGAAAAAAGAAAGAUAAUGAAGAGCAGCAGACCAUUUGGAAAUGGUGGGAAGAAGAAAGAAGAGAAGAUGGUGUGAAAUGGACUUUCCUUGAACAUAAAGGGCCGUUGUUUGCCCCAGAUUACGAUCCUCUACCUGAUAAUGUAAUUUUUAAAUAUGAGGGUAAACUAAUGAAACUCAGCCAGGAUGCUGAAGAAGUUGCAGGCUUCUAUGCAAAAAUGUUGGAACAUGAUUACACCAAAAGUGAAAUAUUUAACAAAAAUUUCUUCAAAGAUUGGAGAAAGGUUAUGUCAUCUUCUGAGAAAGAAACCAUCACAGAUCUGAAGAAAUGUGAUUUCAGAGACAUGCAUGCUUUCUUCACUGAACAGUCAGAGGAAAGGAAAAACAGAACUAAAGAGGAAAAACUGGCAUUGAAGAAGAGAAACGAGGAGAUCCAAGCUGAGUAUGGCUAUUGUAUUAUGGAUGGACACAAGGAAAAAAUUGGUAACUUUCGAAUUGAACCACCGGGUCUCUUCCGGGGUCGAGGAGACCAUCCAAAGCAGGGAAUGUUGAAGAGGAGGACACAGCCUGAGGAUGUGAUAAUUAAUUGUAGCAAAGAUUCUAAAAUUCCUCAGCCUCCAUCUGGCCACAAAUGGAGGAAGGUCCAAGCUGACAAUAAGGUCAGUUGGUUAGCAUGUUGGUCAGAGAAUAUUCAGGGCCAAACCAAAUAUGUCAUGUUGAAUGCGGCAUCACGUUUAAAAGGCGAGAAAGAUUGGCAAAAGUAUGAAGUGGCCCGGCGCUUAUACAAACACGUGGACAAGAUCCGUGCAACAUACCGAGAAGACUGGAAAUCAAAAGAGAUGCGAAUUCGGCAGAGAGCUGUUGCCUUAUACUUCAUUGAUAAGCUUGCUUUGAGGGCAGGUAACGAAAAAGAGGAAGGAGAAACGGCUGACACAGUGGGUUGUUGUUCUCUCCGUGUGGAACACAUUAAGCUACAUCCAGAGAUUGACAACAAGGAAUUUGUGGUGGAGUUUGAUUUUCUCGGUAAAGAUUCCAUCCGUUACCAGAACAAAGUGCCUGUGGAGAAGCGUGUUUUCAAGAACUUGCAGCUGUUUAUGGAGAACAAGCAGCCUGGUGAUGACUUGUUCGACAGAUUAAAUACGGCCACUUUGAACAAACAUUUACACGAUUUGAUGGAAGGUCUGACUGCCAAAGUGUUCAGGACGUUCAAUGCCUCCAAGACGCUGCAAGAACAGCUCGAUCUCCUGACUAACCCGGAGGAGUCAGUCACAGCCAAACUCUUGUCCUACAACCGUGCCAACCGAGCCGUGGCAGUUUUAUGUAACCAUCAGCGGUCAGUGCCUAAAAACUUCAGCAAACAGAUGGAGAAUUUGCAGAAUAAGAUAAAAGCAAAGAUGGAUGUAAUUAAAGAGGGUAAGAAGCAGGUUAAAGAUGCCAAAAGUGACUACAAGAAUCUCAAAACAGAGAAGGCUAAAAGCAUGUAUGAGAAAAAGAAAAAGCAACUGGAGCGCUUGCAAGAGCAGCUCUGUAAACUAGAGGUGCAGGCUACAGAUAAGGACGAGAAUAAAGAAAUUGCUUUGGGCACCUCAAAAUUAAACUAUUUAGAUCCAAGGAUCUCUGUUGCCUGGUGCAAAAAAUGGGAAGCCCCACUGGAAAAAAUUUAUAACAAGACCCAACGUGAGAAGUUCCGUUGGGCUAUUGACAUGGCAACACCGAACUUCAGGUUUUAAUAACAACUGGCAUCCUAGACCUGAAUCUACUUUACCUUGACAUAUUAUGAUUGUUUUUUUUUUUUUUUUUUUUUAUCAUUUCACUUUUUAUUUUUUAAGAAAGGCAAGAAGAAUAAGAGAGAAAAAGUUGUAAUAGCAAGUGUAUGGGGAAAGCAAUAGUCUUUAUUUUUUAUUUAUUAUCAUCAUUAUUAUUAUUAUUAUUAUUAUAAUUUAAUUAAUUAUUGUCUUUUCCCGUUUCCUCUCCCAUUGUUGACAUCCUGGUUUUCUCUGUAGUCACCCUUUCAACGCUCUUUCUACCCAACUCCCAUCAUCAUCAUCAUCACCAUCAUUAAUAUUAUUAUUAUCAUUACUAUUAUUAUAAAUAUUAUUAUUAUUAUUAUUAAUAUUAUGACUAUUGUUAUUAUUAUAAAUAUUAUUAUCAUUAUUAUUAUUAUUACUUUUAUUAUUAUGAAUAUUAUUGAAUCAUAUCCCAAGAAAAUUCCUGUUUCCAAGUAGGCUGAGGCAGUGAAAGACAAGGGGAAGGAGAGGGUGGGUGUGAUGUUGUGGCACCAGAACUGCUGCAGCUAAGGAAAUCUCAUGGUAUGUCUCUCGACAGGCACUUGACCAACGCGAUGCCGCUGACCAUAUUUACAUAUACACGUGUGUAUACGCAUGCACACACACACACAUACAAGCACGAGUGUAUGUAAGUGUAUGUGAAGCUGGCCAGUCCAUGCAAACAAACAUGUAAAGAAUUCAAUUCAUAUCUGACUUGGAGCUUUUCACUGUAUAUUUAGUAAGAAAAAAGAAACAAAAAUAAAAUAAUUAACAUAAUGAGUAAUUUUAA
Molecule: messenger RNA, 3688 nt
Organism: Octopus bimaculoides (California two-spot octopus)
Lineage: Eukaryota; Metazoa; Mollusca; Cephalopoda; Octopoda; Octopodidae
Product: DNA topoisomerase I, mitochondrial
Biological process (GO): DNA replication; chromosome segregation; DNA topological change
Cellular component (GO): nucleolus; chromosome
Molecular function (GO): DNA binding; DNA topoisomerase type I (single strand cut, ATP-independent) activity
Source: RefSeq, a predicted model, not a curated record